AGGACAGUGGUGGCUGGAGAUUUUCUGUUUUUUGAUAGUGAAGAUUGAUGGUUUGCCUAGGGAUAUCAAAUGCAGUUGAUUCGUGAUUAAAGAUCAUGAUGCCUUCAUUGUCUGACUUUGUAUUUUUAAGACUUACUGUAUUUCUUGAUUGUUAGAGUUCAGUAAGGUAUCCAUGUUGUUGGGUAUCCAAUGACUUUUCGUACUUUGGACGGGCUUGUUUGUAAAUAAAAGUCAUAUUACUCGUGUUUCCUUUUGAAAUUUUUAUCGGGGACAGGCAAUGCAAGUAACCUUUGGAGGACUCUAGUGAAAAGAAGAAAUAAUUAGUCAAUGGAACUUUCGAAUAUUAGCAAGUAGUAAGCACAUUAUAUUGGUUUGUUUUAAGAAAAAGAAUGGAAAUCUUUUGGUGUUGGAGAAAGUUCUUGUAAAAUUAGUUUCUACAAAUAAAAAUGUAUUUGACGAUGUUUAAAAUUUUGCAACGGGCUGCAUUUUAUUCACAAAUAUGAACAAGAAACUGUCUGAGAUUAUUGAUUCUUUUCUCCAGGUUUAAACUGUAGUCAGUAAAUGAUAACGACAAGGUUUUGUUUUAACCCACAAUGGUAGUUGUGAUGUUUAUUUUAAAAGAAUAAUAUCCACAGAGACCAGAAAAGGUACAAAGACAUUGAAGUUACUUGAGGGAUCUUGAGAUUUCUUUGCCUCUGCCAUUUUGAUGAUGUAUUUAAAGGUUCUUUUGGUGCAAAAAAUUGUGGUGUAGAACUGCGACUUGUGGUAAAAAUGCUGAAUUGAUUUUAUAUGUUAUCAAAGGGCUAGAGCGUGGUAAAUAUCAUUGUUGAAAUAUGGAAUUUAUUUUGUACUUUUUGUUGAAAUCGGAAAUCGAUGAUAAUUUUUUAGAUUUUUGUAGCAAAUUCACCCGUGACAACAAAUGAUUAUUUGAGGAUAAUUCAAAAAAAGCUAUUGAAAGCAUUGUGCUAAGAGCUCUCUAACAUUUAAAAAUUUUGUAGCUUUCCGACUGUUCCAUUUCUUGGUUGUCUGCCCGUUUUUUUCCUUUUUCACUGGGUAGAUUGCAAAUAUCGUAUUGACCUUAAACUCAUAGCUACACAAAAUCCAACUUUCCCACCUACAUUUGUUACUAUAUAAAAUCCACCGGAAGUGCAAAAAAGCCUAUUCCAGCUCACAAUGUUGCAGAAACUGGGCCAUUUAUUGUCUGGAGAAGAGGACAAGAACAAAAAAAAAUCUGAACUUUUUUUCUUCUGUUCUCUCCUCUCCAGCUAAUGCAAACUAUUAAUUAAUUCAAACCUGUAUGCUGUUCAUGGUGAAAAGAUUGGCAAAAGUUACACGACACUGUCUCAUGGUGAGCUCGCAUGGAGAAAAAUUGAUUUGAUAGAGUUUCGCAGGUUUCUGGCCUACCUAAUUUAUAUGGGCAUUGUCAAGAUAUCCUAUUUUCUGGAUUGUUAUGGUCAAUGUUUCUGCCAACAUUUAGAAGAUAUUGUGCAAUUCUUGCAAUCUUUAAGGCUGUGAUCAACAAAAUGUGAUAUACUGGGGUUUUAAAUUAUGGGUUUUAGCAGACUAAGGUCUUCCACUGGCUACAGUUGGGAUAUGGUAGUUAAUACUGGCAGAAAGAGAGGAGACGGCUGGGAUGACUACACGGUGAAGUAGACAACCUUCAAGGAAUACCUGAAGCAUUAGGUAGACAAAGGUCCACGUCAGCGGCAGAUGAGAUUUCUGGUUUAUCGUCGCAGGUAGCAGCAAGAGUUGUUAUCAAGCUGACAGAGCCUUUGAAGAAUAAGGGCUACAUACUGUUUGUUGAUAAUUAUUAUACAAGCAUUCCUUUAUUCUAAUAUCUUUCAUCUGUUGGCUUACAUGCAAUUGAAACCAUAAUCUCUUACCAGGAGAACCUAAACACAUCCUCUUUUCUAGAAACAAUGAAAAACAGGGCUGCAUGGUGUAAAAAUAAGGAGAGAGGAGCAGUAAGGUAUGAAAGGAUUGGUGAAAGUCCUCAUGAUGUCUUACUUCUUCAGUGGAUUGAUAGGAAUGUUGUUUCCAUUUAUUCAACUGAUCAUUCUGCAAAUUACUUUGGCUAUUUUGAAGAAAUCUGAAAGAUGGUAUUCAUCAUAGAAGGGUUGAGAUUAUGAUGCCACAAUGUAUCAGAGAUUACAAUAAUGACAUGAAUGGAGUUGAUCUUUCAGACCAAAUGUAUCAAUUGUAUUCUGUGCAAUAUGGGACUAAAUAGUUUUGGAAGACACUGUUCUUUCAUUUUAUUGAUUUGCUUUGUGGAAUGCAUUUGUAUUUUGGUCUGAAACUGAAAAGCACCACAGAAAAAUAUACAUUCCUUAAUUUCAAGAUGGAACUGGUUAAACAACUGGCUGAAACAGACCAAAAGGCAACCAAAGGAUUUCGGGAUGCCAAUAUAAUUCAGCUGUAUGCCUCUUUUGAUACUAAAAUAAAGGGCAUUGAUAGCCUUUCAAGUGAAGCAACAUCUCAUGCUGUAAAAGCCAACUGCAAAGCUAACCCAAAUUGAUUUUAAAUAAAAACUUAAUCACUUCAUUCUCUUUCUUGUGUACUGAUCAAUUUAUAUCGCUCACAUCAAUUAUUAUUUGUUAAGUUUCACAUGCAGCUAGAGGUGUAUCUUGCGAGGGCAUAGAGCAUGUGACACCCCAAAUACAUCAUGAGGUGGUUGUUGGUCAGUUGGUCCACAAAAUCCUUAAUAAAAUCGCUGGUCGGUAGGUGAAGUGGCACCUAAAUUUUUUAUCUAGAUGUGUUAGUUGGGAGAUUUUGCUUUUGAUUAAGACACUUUCAGUAAAUUUUGGUUGUAAAGAAUGAAAUAAAAAAACUUGCAUAUAAGAGUCAAGUGUUAUUCUUUUUUAUUUUGUUUUUUAAAACUGAUGGAUGAAUAUUUACUGAAAGCUUUACAGUUCAGAUCAACAAUCAAAAUCAGAAAUUCUAGAUCGAGCGUGAGUUGAAAAUUGAAGUGUCCGACUGGAACCGCUGGAACGUUAGAAAGAAAUAAUUAGUGCGAUUUAUAAAGAGCCAGUAGAAGCAUUAUUUCAGCCCAUAUGGAUCCAAAAUUUCUUGGAUGUAGAGGGCGAAAGAAAAAUAGUAAGGCUGAGCUCCUUGCUUUUUUGAAAUUCCAUUGGUGAAAAACAAGAAUUUGCAAGUGUUUCAAAAUUUCGGUAAGAAAAAACUCUUUGGCAUUAAUUCAAGUUGGUGUAACAGUACUGAGAAGAAAGGAAGAUUCAGUUGUUAUACUUUAUACUGCAGCUUCCAAAACAUCUCCAAUGCUGAACAGGUUUGUUAUUUGAAUUAAAUCCUCGCGUGGCUCUGGCUUUAGUACUGCUGUAAAAUGAGUACCACUGAAUAAGACAGUCAAUGGCAUGCCACCAUCAUAACUAUCACUAAACGGAGGAUAAUGUUGCAUUGUUUGCUAAGAAUGUAUGUUGAAAUGAUCAACUAAUUCUUCAAAACUUGCAUCCAAAAAGUAAUAUAUAUUGGUACCUCUCAACAGAAAAACUAAUAUAUGGGUCAGCAAAUGCCAGCAGGGCGAUAUCACCACAAAAUGCAUGCAACCCUUUGAUUUCGUCCACAUAAUCCUCGUAUGUGAAAGCCGACUUUACGUUGCAGCUGUCUGGAAUGUUUCUCAUGCUUGAAGAUGUGGUACAAAGCUACUUGUCUCAAAAACCUUGCAAUUUAAAUUUUUCAGGAUGAUGGAACAGCUGCUUCCAGAUGGAAUAAAAUAGGCAGCUGCCAUCACCAUCUGUCUUCACUGCUCGCAAGUGCUCUUGAACGACAGGGUGAAAUAUUUCUUGUUGCCCGUAAUCGAUCUGUGUGGAAAGUAAGAUGAAUAUACAUUAGUACAUCAAUGCCACGCCAUAUAUCACUAAUUGAAUCAAAGUGAGCACUGUGUCAUAAAUACAUGUCUACUGGUGCAUGUAAAUAAAAUUUUAUAGUAUUCCGAAGAGCUUGAAGAUGGUGGUGAUCGCCCUGCUCCCUUUUUGGAAUUUCUUGUUUUAGAAGGUUGCCUGCUUGAUAUUGACUGCUGUGCUGGCCACGUUUGGCUGGUUCCUUCUGCCCUGGCUCCUUCUGCGCUGGCUCCUUCUGCACUGGCUCCUCUGUGCUGGCUUCUUCUGUGCUAGCUCCUGCUGCCCUGGCUCCUUCUGCGCUGGCUCCUUCUGUGCUGGCUCCUUCUGCGCUGGCCCUUUCUGCGCUGGCUCCUUCUGCCCCGCAUUACAGAUUCUUGGAUUUUCAGGUGGCACUGGCGGGUGUUUGUCCAUCGAAUUCGAAUUCUUUUUGUCUUUAGGAGAUUCAGGGGGUCGUUUCAUGGGGUCGUAUCAGGGGGUUCUUCAUCCAAUCCAACAAGUCCCUGUAGAAUGGUUUAAAAAUCACUGCUCCUUGAUCGUAGUCGAGCAAGUGAAGGUUGUCUAGCGACUUGACUUUUGAAAAUGCAACGUACACCUGGCUGCUGGCAAAGAAGUUCUUGUUCAGCAAUAUGUAUGCUUUCUCUAGAGUCAUACUCUGAACUUUGUGAACGGUCAAUGCCUAUCCUAGAAGCAAGGGAAUUUGGUACAAACAUACUGAACUACAGCUUCAGGGAAUGAAAGAUUCUGCUUCAUCCUGGUCGCCACAUUUUUUCCUGACAGUUUUCACAUUUUCAACAGUAGUAUAGUUUUGUGAUUCUGCACCAUUGCUGUACCAUUCAACCAGCUGUGUUCAACAUCUAUAUUCUUAGUAAGAACAACUCUUGCAACCACCUUCAGAGUAAGGGUGUCCUCGAGUCAUUCUUUAUGAUAAGAGCGUCACUUUUUUAUAACAGCUUCUGAAACAGGAUUGCCUGUUACAUGUGAAUCAGUAGCAUCAAAUGUAAAAAGUUCUGUAUCAAGCUUUUCUAGAAAGAUACUAUUCCAAUGGUUUCGCUCCCUUCUAAAGGAACAAAUAAUGGCUGCAUUGCCUAGAUCAAUAGCAUCAAUGUCAUCAAUUGAAACAACUUUAGUUCUCAGAAUGUCAUCAAUUUCACAAUUUGUCUUACGAAGACGUAUAGUUGACAGCAUAUGUUGAAACGUUUCAUCAUCAUGACGCUUUAUAUCCUUGAGCAUCACAAUACUGAACUUCCUCCAUAAGAAGGAAUCAAAUAUGUCACGCUCAAUGGCUGGAAGUUGUGCAGGAUCACCCAUUAAAAUGAUGUGCUUACCUCCAAAUUGCAUAUGCUGCAAAAAUGACAGAUUCAAUGUGAAUGUUGUUGACCCUUAAGUUACCAAGAUCUGCAUGAUCUGGAUUGAAGUCAGCAACAGUGACUUCUUCUUCAUCUUUGACUGCAUUGGCACAAUGGGCAGUUGUUACCUCAUCAAUGAACGUAUUGAAUUCGUCUUCACCGAUCCAGUCCAUGUCACAUAAGGAUUGUGCCAUCUUGCGCAGACGAGCGAGUGAGAACCCUCUUUGUCUGGCAUCCUGGAGAGCAGUCAUGGCGUCGUCUCGCUCUUCAAUCAGGUUACGAAUGGCACAUUGUUUUCGACACAUUGUUUGGAGAAAUGACAGGCGUUUCUUUCCGCAAAGGCAGAUUCAACACCGGCUUUUGCAUGUAGUAGUUCUCCUGGUUUUCACCAUUCGGAAGGUAGAAUCUCCACCGGGCAACAGCUUCAACCUUGCGCUGUUUCCAUCUUCUACCCAUUCAGUCAACAAGGACUGCCGGACGUACGUCUGACGUGUCUUCCUCAUCUGAGCUGUCAUCAUCCUGCUGUAAAUUAGAUCGACGACUAUUAUUAGAUCUGUCUAAUAAAUAUUUUUCAGCCCAGUCAACGUAUAAAACGUUUUCGAGCUGUCGAGGGCGUUCCAUGUACGCAUCCAACAGAUUAGAAUAAAAAAUAUCAUCACUGUCUGUAUUGCAAGGAAGAUCCUUCUUACGAUUAACAUUUCCCUUCUUAUGUUUGGUGGUUUGCUAAUUUUAGCUACGGUUCUAAGUGCAAAUGUCGAAGAAGGGAUCUGCGUGGAAUUGCGCAGUUUUAUUUUGGGAUCAUAAGCUGUGGUGUGACAGAUUGAAAAAGGGCAUUUCACCUCUAUGCAUGCCCUCCCGCAGAAUUGACAUGAAACAAUAGUCAGGGCUUCCACCAGCAAAUGGCAUGUCUUGACAUAAGAACAACCCACAUGAUGUUAUUUUCACAUGAUUAUAGUGCUUUCCAAACUCUUUCUUGAAGGAUUCUAUUGCAACUGGUUCCAUUGCUCUUCUAUACUUUAGAGAUGGCAGUUGGUCAACUAUAUCUGUGGCUCCAGCAAUUUUGGAAUAGAUAUUCCUCAAUGAGUCUCUCUUAGAAUCCCCCUUUCUCAAAGUGGCCAUACAAGUUUUGACAUCAUGUCCCUUAGAUCCAGUGAUAACAUGCUUUCUAAAGAAAUGCGAAUGUUGCUUAUCUGCCUGUCCUCUGGUUAAUAUCUCUAUUGUGCUUAUACCUUCCAUUUUUACCUCCUUUAUAUGGUUCAAGAAAUCAACUCUAUUGGUAGAUUGUAAAAAUGUUCUUCGAAUGGAAUAACCUUUGCAUUUUGCACCUCUGUUGCUGGUAACUCUUUCUUUGGCAGUGCUUUAAACAUAAUAUAUUCAGACCUUUUACAGACUGUCUCAAGGGAUUUUGCCAUGUCCUGCAGGUUAAGCUUAUAUUCAACAUGCUCCAAAGGGUCAAAAUUCUUCUUGGAGGAGCAGUUCAAUUCAACUUUCUUUUUAACUAUUCCUCCUAAAGUGGUCCUCUUCAACUUUAAAUCCUUUAUCUUUACUGGCUUAACAACUUUGUUGUUGGGUAACCAUUGGUAACAAGAAGGAUUAUUAAGUCCCAUUCUGCUCACAGCCUCAAUCCUAAAAAGAGCUGCUACAAUAUGAUUGCAUGUCUGAGACAGUCCAGCCAUGCAUGAGCAGUGUGUUGAGACAAUGUUUCCCAUUACAUUUCCCCAAACAGAUCCACAGUUUAUGUGGGGUAUCAUUGAUUCGUUGUGAUGGUCUGCAAUUUCCCUUGAGAAAACAGAACUCACUAUCAUCAGCAAUGGGAUGAAAAAGUAAUGGUGAUAGCCAACCCUGCGAAUAGAAACUGUAGCCCUUUGACUGUUUAUAUUCAGAGAGAUCAUUACUGGAGAGCUCAUUUGGAUGAAAUGACAGAAAGUUAUAAAUAUCUGGAUAGAGAGUAACAGGCCUUUCGUGCUCAAGGUGAUCCCUAACAAAACAAGGUCUCAUUGAUGACAUAAGCACAACAAGAAAUUGACUCGUUUUGAGUUUUCUUAGGCCAAUAGGUUGCAUUUCUUGGUGCAUUUUAAAAAGGCCUCUUUAGAACAACAUUUUCACUAUCAAUUCUUAAAUCUAGGUGAGCCUGAAAAUUGUCACAGUCAUAUUGAAUCCAAAGAGAACAACAAUUUUCGCAAUGGAUAUUAUAAUUUCUCUAUUGGCUGAAAUAGUAUCCUAAAGUAUUUAGCCCUGAAUAAUAUUUAUGUGUCAUUCGUGACAAUAGCAGCGUGAGUGCUAGUGCGAUAUCGGGUCUGUACUGUGUUGUUGUAUUCUUUGGAAAGGCAUGUUUGAAGUAUUGGAAUGAAUAGGGAUUUCAUGGAUACUUUGUGUGAUGUAUAUACUCUAAAGCCUGAAAUACAGGAUCAGUUUUUAACUAACUGUUUACAGUUUUUGAGUAUAAAUUGUAUUAAGCAAAAACUGAUGCAUUAUUGGUCGUCAGUUUUUGACUGAAGAAGUUCAACAUGUCCAAUUUUGUCAGUUUUUAACAAAUGGGAUUUCUAUUUAUUCCUAAAGACUCUUUUGUUUUAAGCUGAUGCCACGCUAAAAACCUAGCGCAAGAUGCAAAUUUUUUCAGUGCAGCAUUGAUUUCAAAAUGAGGAAAGUUUGAAACACAGAUGAGUUCAUAUAUGCAUUGAAGUACGGAAAAUUAUUAUGCAAUGUAGCGUCAGUCUAGGAAGAAAGUUUCAUAAUGCGAAAAGUUUGAAAAUGAUCCCUUUUUCCUUUUUUCAGUAUUUUUUGCCUUUUCUUGACUACCAAAGCUGCAGCAAAAAUAACCACAGUUAGAAACACAAUGCCUAGAGUUCAACAGUUAAGGCAAUAUUUAGGCAAAUAAUGGUGGCUGACUUUUCACCCACAGGCAUUGUGCAGGGUGACUUCGAAUGAGGACCUUUGUAAAGCUGGCAACGUGUGUUUACUGUUGUCAAUAAGGUACUUGUACUGGAUACAUUUGCUUCCUAUGUGUCAUAACGUGACAGGGGUGACUGAGUAAAUUGGGAAAAGCCUGUUUCCGUUUGCUCUUUCUGGGUAAUCUACUCUUUUAGAAUAGUUUCAGAAGAAAAUUUACACCAAAAAAUCACCAAUAGAACUCAAACUUCUUCAACUAUAGGAAUAAAGCAUAGGGCUCAAAUCUUGAUUGGCUGAGAGCUUGCGCUAAGUCAUGUGGUCUCUCUUGCCGCUAAGCCAAUCACGGUCCCGGAAAGUGUAAACAAACUUAGGCCAAAGCCGAAAAUUGGGCAUUUUUACCACCCUCCGUUAAAAAAAUAACGUGUAAAAUCUGCUGCGAUAAAUUUCAAAUUUUUUUAACUACAGCCCUACACAGAUAAAUUUCCCACAAAUCUACCGUGGAACAUGACCCCGAUUUUUAAUUGUUUAGAAAAUACAGCGUCUCAAACCUAGCCAGCAGAAACAUUUAUAUUGAAGAAGAUUGUAAUGAAUGAAUUAACAGUCAAAAACAACAGAUUAACAAGAAAACUCAAAUUUUAAUUAUUCUUGUUUUUUCACAAUUCACAAACCAUGUUUACUUCAACUUUAUACCUGGGAAUUUUGAUGAAAAACGAUUUCAUUCAUGACUAUCGCUUAGGCCGACGCAACAAAAUCAGUCUGACAUAACCAUGGUUUGGUCCACUUACCUCCAACAAAUGCACGCGUUUAAAAUAAUUCCACCAAAAAAAACAACAUCUAAAUGUUUCCAACCCCUACAAAACAGUUUCUGUCCUCGUGGAGAGCACGUAUCUAAAUCACUCACAUAUGAACAACAGGUCAAUUUACAAAGGGUCUGGGUCCCGUCGAAUGGCGGGAAAAUUUGACCUGUGUCACGCAAUUAUUGCCAAUUACUUGCUUAAAUUUUUUAAGUUGACAAAAAAAUAAACGACCAAAAUGGGAAGAUUUUCAAAACUUUGUGCCAAUGCACACCAUGACGAAUGGAACAGCCGUUCCAAACACCUCGUUAACUUACACGCAAGGAUUGGAAGAAGUAGUGUUUUAUUUAAAGCGUUCGACCAACGCAAUGAAAGAAAAUUGAGCGACAAGUUUUGUACAGAUUGCGUCAUUACCUGCACAAAGAAGCGCUCUUUUACAGCAAAAUUGCCCCCGAAUUUUACAGAACUUUUGUCUUAUGCUAAGGUGAGUUAAAUUUGUUUAUCAUUACCUAUGUUGAGACUGAAUAUAGAAAAAAAGCAAACACUUUGUAAAAGGGGGCGUGUCCAUCUAUACAAGAACGGAAACGUCUAUUACUCUUCAAUAACCCAUAUGUUACAAGUCACAAGCUUUUCUGAGAUUAAUUUUUAGAGAAAUCAACAGAAUUUAGUAAUUCCAUAUAAACAUAUUUAGUUUGUAAUUCCUUAUCUCAUAGUUUUUCACAAGAAAACAAUAAAAAGUUGAAUGCAGUUGAUUAUCUUUAAUUCAUUAUCAACUUAAAACUACAGAUUAUCACAGUGUCAGUUUAAGUCUAAAACAGGUAUGCUUCUUCAGUUGCAGGAAAUUGUAUCUGAGUUCGCUUCUUCAGAGAGCUCAUCAUCUCAGGACAGCACUGCAACAACAAACACGGGCCUGGAAAAAAUACCAGAUGAGCAGGAUGAGACUUCUGUGCCAUGUUUUGAGGAAACUGUGAUUAAUGGCCAGAAGUUUUCAUUGAUUCCAACAAGCCUUGUCAAGUAUGUCCCUACAUCAGAAAUCAUAACUGAUGAUAUUGUUGGACUAGGACAUGUUGAUGUGGGUAGUGAAUUUGUGUACGUGCCUGCAUAUUUCCUGCCACAGAUGAAGGCACUUCUUUCCAGGAGCAUCGACCUACAGCAUGAGGUGACCCUUUUUAGAGAACUGUUGUGGUCAAAGUAUGGCCACAAUGAUCAGCAACCACCUUUUGACCCAGAGGCUGUCAAGGUAAUGUGCCAAGAUGCAGGAGCAACCAGCAUUUUCCAAACCCUUCUAGAAGCCAUGUCGGUCCAAGAACAGACACCAAGUAAACUGCUUCAGAAUGAGAAGAAGGUUGUUGCUGCACUCUAUAUGCUUGUCUUUGGCCAGUCACAAAAAGCAAGCUGGUUCCAAAAAGUACUAUCCCAACGAGUAGUAGGAAAAGGGAUAAGUGAGACAGGACUCUCCAUUCUCAAUAAAAGUGGAGUGAGUGUCUCCAAAUCAACUCAAAAGAGAGAACGGGUGAAACUGUCAUUCAACCAUGAUAAAGCUGUUUCAACAUUUGUAUCUGAAGCUGUUGAAAACAAAGAUCUCCUGGUUCUUAUGAUAGAUGACUAUACAAAUAUUCACACAAAGAGCCGCCCUAAUGAUGCUGAAACCUCCACUGCAAUUAGUAUGGCAACUAUUCUCUUGAAGAGAUUUCAGGGUGUUCCAGCCAUUCCAUCUCUUUUUCCAACAACAAAUCCAAAGGUUGUCGACUCUGCUCUCUUGGAACAAAUUCUGUCAGAAAACAUCUCUAACUUAUCAAGUACUUAUGCCUCUGUCAUGCCACACUGGAUCCGAACCACCUUCUUUGACCCUGAGAUGGAAAGAAAACGAAUGGAGGAGCAUGAUUAUCAAGAACAGCAAUCUUGCAAGACAAUUAGACAGAUGAAAGACUGUAGACUAAUUGAUGAGCUUGAGCUUCCACUUAAGAGCUUUCAAAACUUUCUUGAUGCUGCAACUCAUGCAGUAAACCAGGGUCUCCACCUUUAUCUUUCUUCCUUUGUGUGCCCUUUUGUAGGUGAUUGGCCAGCACAGUUCUUCAUGAGACAGGUUCAAUAUAACCUCCCCAGUUUUGCUCCUUUGUCUUUACAAAAUAUUGUUCCUUUCAUUGGUCCCUUGCACAUUCAACUAAAUGCAAGAGAAUCUGUUUGUCUACUCAAUAUCGAGUUUUUCAAAAAGGCCUUUUCCUUCAUCUUUGGUGCUAGGAAACACCUUUCAAAUAAACCAAAACCGAAUUUCUUUAAUCGAUACUUUAUGGUGGUUGGACAUCAAUCAGAGAGCAAGUUACUGUAGCUUUCUCAAACUGCAAAGACCUACAGUACUUAGCCCUUUUAAAUCUGUUAGAUAAUUAUCUUCCUGUUGUCCUUUCUAGCUAUUCUGUCAUCUUUAAAAGGCAAAACACAGAGGAGUAUGCCACAUCACUUCUCAGGUGUUGGAUAAUGUUCUUUUGCUAUAAACGACACCACUACAAUAAGGCACCAUUAAUUUGGCUGAGCAAUUUCAUGCAUUAGAAGAAUCAAGAUCAUCCUCUUUUCAACACACUGAUGACAAAUCUUAAUGAUGAGUAUUUGAUGAGUACCCUGUGGAAAAUUUCCAUUCCAUACUGCGAGCUCAGUCAAGCCAUAGCGACAGUGGUGAUCUUCUGCGCCAAAAAGCAAGAGCAUUUGACAACACCAAAGCCACUUCAGCAAAAUUUUCAUCUGUUUUUGAAGUUCCAAAAAAAUACACCUUCAGCAGAUCAAAACUGGAAAGAAUUAAAUUGGAUGCCGCCAAAUUCAUUUGCAGCAUUUUGAAGCAAAUUGCCCAAAAUCCCAAUUCUGGAUAUCAGGUGCCUCGACCAGCUAGGAAAGCAAAAAAUAUGACAUACUGGAAACUGCCUGUACUUUAUGGAGAAGACACAGUUGUAGCAUCCAAGGUCCUUCCGCUUGGAUUCCAGUUUCUCAACAAGGAACCAAAUCCAAGCAGGUACACUCUUUUUGAUAAGAACCAGUAAAUUUCCUCUUUCAUCACUGAAAAAGCACACAAAUGACCAAAAACCAUCAUUAUUUUAGAUAAAACAUUGCUCAAAAUUGCAUCUAACAGUAGCUCAGCCUCAGCUUGUUCCUAAUUUAUUUUUAGCUUUUGACCAAUCUUGAAACUCAUGUUCUUAUGUUCAUGUUAAAAAAAAGUGCAUAUAUAUAUAAUGUAAUUCGGUAUAUUAUAACAUUUGCUCAUAUAAUAUAAAUGAUUUAUGUCAUAUCCUUUACUCCUUUGAGGAAAAUAACUUACUUGCUGCUGAGAGACUUUCUAAUCUAAUGGCCCCAGCCCCAGAACAUUAAAUAUGCCCUUAUGUAUCCAAAAUGUAUAUUUUACACUCAAUGUUUACCUGUGCCAAAAAUAGAAUACAGUAGAAAAAUGGAACUUCUUAGGCUUUUGAAAUUUUAACCUAUGAACAAAUUACAAACAAUUAUUUUUCUUCGUAGAUCAACUGUAUCAUUAUAGUUCACAAUUGUUAAAAUUUCAAACAAAACAUGCAAUUUUUUUAUUCUCUCCGUUUUAAGGCGAUGCGACCUACCUAAUUGUGUGCAACCAUCCAUCAAUACAAGCAUGAAAAUUCUCCAUGGUUGUGGGCACUCCUUUCAUCCGGAAUGCUUUCCUUCUGGCCCUGGCAUUUGCAAAGAUAAGUUGGUUGAUGCGAUCAAAGUUUUAUCUGAAGCUGCAUCAGCAUCCAUUCUCAAUCCAGACUCGGUGCCAAUUGUUGGUGAUCGCGAUAACGAUGAUAAAGAAAAGGGUGACGAUGGUGAGGAAGAGUUUACUACCGACGAAAAAGGCUGUGAUCCCGCAACCAUUGCUGACGCCUUCCUCGAGUUAAAAAGAGAGAUAUUUACAUGGGGCCUUAUUCCAGGACCAGAAGCUUAACGUUUUCAGAAAUCCUGGGAUCACAAAUCAAACGAUUUUUUUAAAAACCACCAAUUAACCAGCUUAGCUUCUACCUACCGAGUGACACACACAUACUGCUAACCAGAUUGGAAUAGUAAAUGGUGACCAAAUGUUUUAAAAAUCAUCAAACUGAGUGGAAAAAGUUUUUAUGAGUGUAUUAAAUUUCUUUUUAGCGGCACUCCGAUGCAAGAUCUUGAACUAAAGAACAAUCCAAUAAGAUGACAUAGCAUGUUGGCCUAAGAGCUAAAACACGUGCUUAAGAUAACUUCUUGCAAAAAAUGAAUUUUAUCAUUUGUGUUAGCAAACUUUAGCCAAAGUGCUAAUAUCUUAUAAGGUUGCAUCAUGCCAUAGAAAUUAAAGAAACUUACUGCGUUCUAAAGUACACGAACAGCAAGAAUGGAUGCACAUCGCGGCUGUUCAAGUUCGAGUCAGUCGAGUGCAAAGCACAUGUCAUGUUGAGCAUUCCGGAACAUACCAUAACCCGGAAACAGAACAGAAGUGACAUUUCUAUUCUGUGACCCGGAUAAUGUGGACGUCAACGCUUCGGGCACUAGCACUGCCAUUAAAUAUAAUUUCCUGACCACUUACAAGAUUUUACCACAUAGAAUAAAAAAAAUUGAAUUCCGAAAUCUGCGGAGAGCUACCAGUUACUGAUUUUGUUGCGUCGGCCUAAGCGAUAGUCAUGAAUGAAAUCGUUUUUCAUCAAAAGUCCCAGGUAUAAAGUUGAAGUAAACAUGGUUUGUGAAUUGUGAAAAAACAAGAAUAAUUAAAAUUUGAGUUUUCUUGUUAAUCUGUUGUUUUUGACUGUUAAUUCAUUCAUUACAAUCUCCUUCAAUAUAAAUGUUUCUGCUGGCUAGGUUUGAGAUGCUGUAUUUUCUAAACAAUUAAAAAUCGGGGUCAUGUUCCACGGUAGAUUUGUGGGAAAUUUAUCUGUGUAGGGCUGUAGUUAAAAAAAUUUGAAAUUUAUCGCAGCAGAUUUUACACGUUAUUUUUUUAACGGAGGGUGGUAAAAAUGCCCAAUUUUCGGCUUUGGCCUAAGUUUGUUUACACUUUCCAGGACCGUGAUUGGCUUAGCGGCGAGAGAGACCACGUGACUUAGCGCAAGCUCUCAGCCAAUCAAGAUUUGAGCCCUAUGCUUAGGAAUAAUAAAGGGGGCACAAGCAGUAACGUUGAUCUUCAGGGCUUCAAGUGAGCGUAUAUCACCCAUUAAUGAAUUAUAGAACUGCCUUAAACUGGUAACUGAGUGUGUUGGCUUUGGCAUCUUUGAAAUCUUAACCUGAAUACCUUUCACAAAUCCUCUAGCAAACAAACUUUUGGUCCAUUUACACCAGUUACAAUAUAACAAUGUCCGGGACAAUAACUCACAGAAUGAUAGUCACAAUGGCUUCUGUUGAUUGGUCAGAUGAAAGAUAUUGCUGUAAGGUGCCUCAAUAUCUCAAAAAUUUCAUUAAAAAUUCUUUCAUGGGAGAUAUCUCUCAGGAUGACAGUAGAUUUGGUGCCUGAAUUAGUACUAUUCACAUUGGUUUACAUAUUAUCGAUCACAUAAAUGUCUAAAGGUCUUUAACACAUGUAUAAAUGUAGACUUACAUUUUACUUCACAGAAAACAAAGACAAGGAAAAAGCAGGCAUUGACUGGGUGGCAAACAAUUAAUGCCGGGAAAUUGAAGCUAGCUGCAGAAAAGAAAAAGAAUGAAUCGAAUCUUAUCUAUAUUAGGGAUGUUGACUGUGGCUGCUGAAGCAUGUUACCACAUAAAUUGCUAUAUGAGUUAUAUCAAUUUCUCAAAUUUUAAAGUCAAUGAUCAGCCACCAGUACAACUUUACAAUGUGUCAUUUGGAAAAACGUGCGACCAGAUUGUUCAAAAGAAAAUUAUCAGCGACAAAGAGGCUAUGUUCAUGACUAAACUGUAACAUGAAUUUAAAUAGAUCUCUAAACUGUAAAAGGUAAAGAGGCAUCUAAUUAUAGAGCCUUUCGAGUCAAACAGAGGUUGAAAAACCGCUUUCCUCAGCUUAUUUUUCAUACACCUGGUCACAGGAACAAAAGUGAAAUUAUAUUCUGUGAGGAUCUUUCUGUUUGGUCAGUAAUUGAAGAUAGUACAAUUACAACAAAUG
Rhopilema esculentum is the source of this 14947-nucleotide messenger RNA. RefSeq lists its product as uncharacterized. Lineage: Eukaryota; Metazoa; Cnidaria; Scyphozoa; Rhizostomeae; Rhizostomatidae. The record is from RefSeq and is a predicted model, not a curated record.